Molecule: messenger RNA, 1786 nt
Organism: Anopheles funestus (African malaria mosquito)
Lineage: Eukaryota; Metazoa; Arthropoda; Insecta; Diptera; Culicidae
Exons: 3
Coding region: 805-1653 (282 amino acids)
Molecular function (GO): acyltransferase activity, transferring groups other than amino-acyl groups
Source: RefSeq, a predicted model, not a curated record
GACAUAGUGUACACAAAUUAAAAAAAAAAAAUCUUGUCCUUCAGCAAAACAGAUUCCGUGCGCUUAUUUACCGACAAAGAAAAUCUUUGCAAAACGGCAGAAACAUAAUUGCUAAUAUAGCGGUGGUGAUUGAAAAGGCUAGGUCGUAGGUUUGCAUAAUUGUGAUCCGGAUCCCUUCGUAGAUAGAUUAACAUGCAGAUGAACUGUUUUUAUAGCGCUUAUCUCAUCGUGAUUGUAGAGGGGAGAAGGGAUCGUGAAGGCACGGACACAAGUUGUGGGAGAAUGCCCGUAGUUGUUUGUGCUACGUUAUUGUAUAAAAACAAUUUCGACAAAUGUGGAACUCUCCUCUAGGCCAUAGCAUCAGCCUUCUUUUAUUUAGCGUAACGACCUAGUUGCAAAAAUGUUUGUAUUACUUUACAAAACUUUGUGCAAUGACUGCGCAGUCGAAUAAUAUUUUUUGCAAUUAGACAACAUUUUAUGCUUUAUGUGUGAAUAACGUGUUAUAAUUGAUUGUACAAUAUAAAUUCCUACUACUAAAAAAAGAGAAACAUUCGCUUUAUGUAAAUAUAGAUUGCUUGAUAACAGUGUGUUACUGCUCAUAUUAGUAGCUGCGUGUUCAUCUUAUUGUGUCGGCUUUUAUGGAUGUGCUUGCCAACAGUGGCACAAAAUGCACAAGUACAACAAUCGAACAUCUCGUAUCUUCUUGAAAUGUACCAGUUGCGUAAAGAAAGACUCAUUGUUUGCGGAUUAGUUGCGUUUGAGCUUUGGUGGAAGUAAGUUCCAGUCUCCCCUAUAUUCCCAAAUAUGUCAUCAGAGGCAAAGCUGCAAAAUAUCUCGUUAGAAGAGUGUGCUGAAUUGCGUGACCUAUAUCGUGUAGAUUGGCCAAGGUAUGCGUAUACAUUCUAUAUGCUGGAAAAUUUCUACAAUUGGCGCGAUCUGCAUCAAAAUGGAGAGGUAGAAGUGUUUACUGACCCGGAACGUGAUUGGCGCAUCACUGGAACAUUUGUGCUAAAGGAUUGCAAGGAGCUGUUUUUCUACACCCUGGAUACUACUGUCGAUAGUUUGGAAAAAGUGCUUAGAACGGUUAUGAGCAAAUUGGGUGCACCCAUUAGCAUGGUGUAUGAUUCCUGCUUUCGAACCGUGGUCGAUCGCUCUAUGUGCAUGCUUUCCUAUGCGAAAGACAGUCACGAGCGGAUGGUGUGUUACCGGCAGCUAGUACCACAUAAAGACGGAAAAGAUAUGUGCAAUGAGCUUCAAUCCGAAUACCGCUUCGGUGCUGUGAAGCCAGAGGAUAGUGUCAUCGUCGAACAGCAGUGGGUACAUAAUGAUCCAAUUUUUACAAAUCUGCCUACACGUUUGAUCGAGCGCAACCCUUCACUGGCAGUGUACGACACGAACGAUCGUUUAGUAGCUUGGUGUUUGAUUGAUCAGACCGGUUCGUUAGCCCUAUUCCAAACUAUUCCCGAGCAUCGGCGUAAGGGUUUGGGACGAGCGAUUAUUGAACGAUUGUCGAAUCAACUACAUGAGAAUGGACAGCUACCACAAGCGUAUGUCGUGGACAGUAAUAUGGCAUCACGCAGCUUGUUUGAAAAGUUAGGAUUCAAUGCGGUCGAACUAUGGCAUUGGAUAAAGGUUAAAAAACAGGAGUCGUAACGAGGUGUAUUCACUGGUCAUUAAGAACGAUCGUUUGAAAUCGUAGACACUUAAUAACUUCAUCAAACACAAUUGUUUUAGGAAAUAAACUUAGCCAAACACUCAUGCUUUUAUUACCUUUCGAAGCUCGGAA